AUCCAUGACACCGAACCAAGGCACUCAAUGAAGGAAUCCGUAUCUACACAGGCGCCCAAGGUCAUCAAGCGGCUGCAGUUUAGCCUCUUAAAUGCACAGGACACCGUGCAACUAUCAGAGUUCCAGGUCACCCAUCGCGAUUUAUAUACCCCUAUAGACAGACUACCAGUCAAGGAUGGCGUUUUGGAUAGGCGACUUGGAACAUCGGAGAAGAAUGCUUUCUGCGAAACGUGCGGCAUGUCGUCUGUAGACUGCGUCGGACAUUAUGCCUACAUCAAACUGGUCGUCCCCGUUUUUCAUAUAGGAUAUUUCAAGCACACGAUUUCCAUUCUGCAAGCCAUAUGCAAGACUUGCGCACGCGUGCUAUUGGAUGGACCCGAACGACGAGAUUUUCUCAAACGGUUUCGCCGUCCCGGCCUGGAAAAUAUUCAGCGCCAAGCGCUUUGCAAGGCAGUAAAUACCGCGGCCAGAAAGGUCGUGUAUUGCCCUUACUGCUCAGCAACAAACGGAGCCGUCAAGAAAGUGGGCGCAUUGAAAAUCAUCCAUGACAAGUUCCGUGCGAAGAAAACGGCAGAUGAGAUGGAAAAGUGGAAGCGGAGUUUUGCCCCCGCUGUCGAGGCACAAAAGGAGCUCGGAAUGUACCUCAAGAGGGCGGUCUACGAGGAACUAAAUCCUUUGAAGGUGCUUGAUCUCUUCCGACGAAUAUCAGACGAAGACUGCGAAUUGCUAGGGCUGCGACCUGAAUUCGGGAGACCAGAAGAAUAUAUUUGGCAGUAUAUCUCUGUCCCUCCAGUUUGCAUUAGACCUUCAGUAGCCCAGGAUGGAGCUUCAAAUGAGGACGACCUCACUGUGAAGCUAACAGAGAUAGUCUUCACAAAUGCUCUGAUAAAACAAGGUCUUUUAAAAGGGGCUCCUACAGCGCAGUUCAUGGAACAUUGGGAAUUCCUCCAGCUCUCCGUCGCCAUGUAUGUCAACUCGGAACUUCCCGGAGUACCUUCGCAAGCCGGCCAGAAACCAAUGAGAGGUUUCGUCCAGCGUCUAAAGGGAAAGCAGGGCCGUUUCCGCGGCAAUCUUUCGGGGAAACGUGUCGACUUUUCUGGACGUACUGUCAUAUCUCCCGACCCUAAUCUUCGGAUUGAUGAAGUUGCUGUCCCGGAACGUGUCGCUAAAAUCCUAACGUACCCGGAACGGGUAACACCUCAUAACAUUGAGCGCUUACGCCAGGCCGUUCGCAAUGGUUGCGAUAUUCAUCCCGGUGCGAACUACGUCACUGCAGGGAGUAGUGGCUUCAAGAAGUUCCUAAAGUUCGGUAAUCGCAACGCCAUUGCUGACGGUCUGCGAAUCGGGGACACUGUAGAACGUCACGUUAUCAACGGUGAUGUUGUCCUAUUCAACCGCCAGCCCAGCUUGCACAAGCUUUCCAUCAUGUGUCACCGAGCCCGAGUGCGACCUUGGCGGACUUUCCGAUUGAAUGAAUGCGUUUGUGGCCCUUAUAAUGCCGACUUUGAUGGAGAUGAAAUGAAUCUUCAUGUUCCACAGACCGAGGAAGCUCGCACAGAAGCACUAGAGCUUAUGAGUGUCAAAAACAAUCUUGUAACGCCUCGCAAUGGUGAGCCUGUCAUCGCGGCCAUCCAGGAUUUCAUUACCGCAUCAUAUCUACUCUCCAAGAGGGACACGUUCUUCGACCGCCGUCAAUUUACACAAAUAUGUUGUUACUUCGCGGACGCAGAUUUACAAAUAGAUUUGCCGCCGCCGACGAUAUGGAAGCCUGUGCGACUAUGGACAGGAAAACAAGUUUUCAAUGUGCUCAUGCGUCCGAACAAGCAGUCCAAAGUCCUUGUCAACGUCGAGUCGAAGUGCAAUCGAGUCGACGAGCCAGACGCAAAGCAUUAUGCAAUGAAACCACUCCCAGAUCUUUCGCCAAACGAUGGUUGGUUGGUGAUCGUCAAUAGUGAAAUCAUGUGUGGCGUCAUGGACAAAGCCACCGUCGGUAGCGGCAAGAAAAAGUCGAUAUUUGGUAUAAUUAUGCGCGACUAUGGUCCACAUGAGGCCGCUGCCGCGAUGAAUCGUGUCGCGAAGCUUUGUGCGCGAUGGUUAGCGAACUUUGGUUUCUCACUAGGUAUAAAUGACGUUAUACCUGGACCAAUACUGGUCUCCAAAAAGGAUAUCAUGGUUGAGAAGGCUUACGCGGAAUGCGAUAACCUAAUUGCACAAGCCAAAAAGGGACUUCUCGAAAACAAACCUGGAUGUAAUCAGGAGCAAACGUUGGAAGCUCUCAUUUCUUCCGUGCUCUCAAAGGUCCGAGACGAGGUCGGGAAAAUCUGCAUGAUAGAACUCAGCCGCCACAACGCACCACUCAUCAUGGCAACUUGUGGUUCGAAAGGUUCCGUCAUUAACGUCUGCCAGAUGGUUGCUUGUGUCGGUCAGCAAAUUAUAGCCGGAAAACGUGUGCCAGAUGGAUUUCAAGACAGAUCGCUUCCUCACUUCCCAAAGAAAUCUAAGGAGCCUCCUUCGAAGGGUUUCGUCCGCAACAGUUUUUAUACGGGUCUUCUCCCCACUGAAUUUCUGUUCCACGCUAUUUCUGGGCGUGAGGGUUUGGUCGACACGGCAGUGAAGACUGCAGAAACCGGCUACAUGCAGCGCCGACUGAUGAAGGCAUUAGAAGACCUGACAACGCAGUACGACUUGUCCGUUCGUAACUCUACAGGCGGAGUUGUGCAAUUCAGGUAUGGAGACGACGGGCUCGAUCCUGCUUGCCUAGAAGGUGAUGCGCAACCUGUCGAGUUUGAGAGGUCCUGGAAGCACGCUUUGUCUGUUAGCGGCAGAGGAGGUCGCCCGCUCUUGCCGUUCGAAAUUCUUGAGGUGGUUGAUCGUGGGUUGAACACCAAGAAGUUCACCAGCGAAUGCACGGCUGCGUACAUUGCAACCAUCCGCGGAUUCAUCACAGACAACGUUGUACAUCGGCUGGCAAAGAUGCGCAAGGCCCACGGAAUGUUUGAAGCCCUUGAACGUUUCGAAGAAUGGGACUCGGAUACCGACUUAUCCAUGGGUGCAACUGUGCCUGAAAAGAAACUCGUCGGCAACAUGGGAAGGGUCACGGAAGCCCAGCUUCUGUGCUUUUUGCACCUCUGUUGGGUAAAAUAUGUAAAGGCGAGGAUCGAACCAGGUUCCACCGUGGGUGCCGUCGGGGCCCAAUCGAUCGGCGAGCCGGGUACUCAGAUGACGCUCAAAACUUUCCACUUUGCCGGAGUUGCUUCCAUGAACGUCACCUUGGGUGUGCCUCGUAUAAAAGAGAUCAUCAACGCUGCCAAGGCCAUCAGCACGCCUAUCAUUAGUUGUAAGCUUGUCACCGCGGACAGUGAGCCUUCGGCUCGGAUAGUGAAAGGUCGAUUAGAAAAGACUCACCUCGGUGACGUCGCUGCAGUUUUGGAGGAGGCGUGGGCACCAGAGUACACUUAUAUCGGUGUCAUUGUCGAUAUGGACGCUGUCUCUAAACUACAGCUCGAACUUACUUUGGACGACAUCAAAUGGGCAAUCGUAAACGCAAAGAAACUCAAGGUCAAGCAAGAGUCGAUCACCAUCAUUCCCCGGCGGAACCGACUGCGCAUAUACGUUGACGGCUUAGACAAAUACUACAGGCUGCGCGAACUCAAGCGUUUACUGCCCGACGUCGUCGUAAAGGGUGUGCCAUCCAUUGAACGCGCCAUCAUUAACAUCAAAGAAAAAGAUGACGUGAAGGGGAAGAAGGGUGACAAAGAGUUACUUGUGGAGGGCUAUGGCUUGCAGAAAGUCAUGAUCACGGAAGGAAUCGUUGGGGAACACACGACAUCUAACCACGUAAUUGAGACGGCAAAGGUCCUUGGCAUCGAAGCCGCCAGGAGAACGAUCAUCAAUGAAAUUCAGUUCACGAUGUCCAGUCACGGCAUGAGUAUCGAUCCUCGGCAUGUCAUGCUUUUAGGAGAUGUCAUGAGUUACAAGGGCGAAGUUCUGGGCAUCACUCGGUUUGGUGUCGCGAAAAUGAAGGACAGCGUUAUGAUGCUCGCAUCUUUCGAGAAGACAACGGACCACCUCUUCGACGCCGCAGCGUUCGGGAAGAAUGAUAGCAUUUCUGGGGUUUCCGAGAGUAUCAUCAUGGGUAAUCCUGCUGCAAAUUGCGGCACGUCAAUGCCAGCAUUAUAUCUGCCUCCGCCCACGAUAAGUAAGCCUCGGAAACUGUUGUUUGAGGGUGCAUUGUAGCAAACUUGCGUGACGAAAACCUCAACGUGCCAUGUAUCAGUGCAGUAGAUUUACUUGUUAUACCUUGAUUCGCAACACGUAACUUAUUGCAGUGCAUCCA
Molecule: messenger RNA, 4336 nt
Organism: Pisolithus orientalis
Lineage: Eukaryota; Fungi; Basidiomycota; Agaricomycetes; Boletales; Pisolithaceae
Exons: 18
Coding region: 28-4236 (1402 amino acids)
Biological process (GO): DNA-templated transcription
Molecular function (GO): DNA binding; DNA-directed RNA polymerase activity
Source: RefSeq, a predicted model, not a curated record